Acanthaster planci (crown-of-thorns starfish) is the source of this 3012-nucleotide messenger RNA. RefSeq names its product tubulin-specific chaperone cofactor E-like protein. NCBI's taxonomy places the organism in Eukaryota, Metazoa, Echinodermata, Asteroidea, Valvatida, Acanthasteridae. Gene Ontology annotation, molecular function: protein binding. The record is from RefSeq and is a predicted model, not a curated record.
UUUCCUCCCCAAUUGCAAAGCAUUUCAUGCCACUCGUCAGCAAAAUAAUGGAUGAACAAACUUCAUUUGUAGACGCUCUCAAGGCAAAGUACUGCGAGUGCGAGAAUGAUGCCGUGAACGAAGGGUCGGAAAAUUUUGUGCAGAUCACCGUGUUUGGCAGCAGCUGUCGCCGGCGGCCACGAAGUGACUGCGCUGGGGAAGACAGCGGGCAAGGCAAUGGACAUGAUGGAAAAGAGGCUGGUGAUGAUUGUGUUCCGGAGUUAGGCUACUUGAAAAAUGUGACUCUCUACAACAGUGGCAUCACUCAUGCUGCUAUUCCAUCAACCGGUCUAUCUUCCCUCUGUCCCAAUGUCCAUGACCUGGACCUCUCAGGCAACUUGCUGAGCAGCUGGCAUGAAGUGAAGACGAUUCUGAAAAAUCUACCUUGUUUGAAGUUUGUCAACCUGAGUUCUAACCCCUUGGGCAAUUUGGAGAUUGUAAAGCAAGAGCAGAUUCCCUGCUGCAUUGAGGAUCUGGUGCUGAAUGAUACCAAAGUUUCAUGGAGUGAAGUGGCUGCCUUGUCACGCCUCAUGCCAAAACUGAAGCAACUGCACUUGUGCAAGAAUGAGUAUAACACCAUUGAUUUACCUGCUGAAGAGACAUCAACAAGUCUUGGCCAUUUGCAUGUAUUGGCACUGAACAACAAUCGCAUUAAGAGAUGGAACGAAGUUGCCAAGUUGAAGUCACUGCCAAAACUUCGCAGUCUUGUCCUCAUGGAAAACCCCCUUGAGGAUGUAUUCUACAAACAAGCACAUUCCACAGCUUCUGAUGAAAGGUCAGCAGAGAAAGAGAAAGCCGGUGACGCUGGAGACAAAGAGAGAACUCAGCCUGGAGACACAGCAAAGUCUGAAAGUUUUUGUGCUGAAAAUGUUGGAGAAAAAGACGGAGUCAGCUGUGAACAAAAUGUUGCUUUGGUGGACAAGGACAACGAAGCUAACAUUCCUCGUUGGCACUUAAAGGAAAACAAACAGGCCUUGGGAUCUGAACUGGUAGCAACACAUCCCAAGGCCAACCGGAAUGACCAAAGCCAGCCUUGGGUAGUGAUGGAGGGAGAGGGAGCAAUAAGUGGGGAUGCCAGCCCAGGCUCUGUUGCCUUGGAGACAGCCAAGGAUGAGGCUGUGGGAAAAGCUAGCACUGCAGAAUCAGUUCAGUCCAGUGCUGGAGCUUCUGGAAGCAAUAGAGAAUGCAACACAAUGGGAGCUUUAGAAUCUGCAGACAGCCAGUCACCUGUGAGUAACAAACAGGAGCAGGUGGAUGCAGCCUUCCCAGCAUUGGAAUCUCUAUGUGUGACGGGCACCUGCCUGUCGAACUGGCAAGACCUGCAGGAGCUGAGACAUUUCCCCAGGUUACACUCUGUCAAGAUCAAGAAUAUUCCACUCUUGGAAAGCUGGGAUGAAGCUGACCGAAGAAAACUUGCUGUAGCGUGCCUGCCAAGUAUCAAGCAUCUUAACGGCAGCGAGAUAACUCUGACGGAGAGGGAGAAGUCAGAACGGCAUUUUGUCCGAGUCUUUGUCGACCACGCCCAACCUCCGGCACGGUUGGAGGAGCUAGUCCAGAAACAUGGUAAGUUGAGGCCCUUGGUCCAAGUGGACAUAGGACAAGGAUUUCAGGAGUUUGUGGAGUUGAAAUUUAUCUACGGAGGUCGCUGUAUCCACCAAGGAGUUGUUAGGGUGGUGGAGCCAGUCGGAAAACUGAAGCAAAUCUGCAGUAACCUGAUUGAUACAUCUUCAACGAUGGUAAAACUAUACCACAAGACUCGAGACCCAGACACUGACGAGCCAGUCCUGGAUGAGCUGUUUCUCGACUCGCUGCCCAUGAGUCGCUUUGAUAUGAAGGACGGUGACGAAAUCCUCAUUGAUUUGAAGAAGGGUCUGAAUAGAAGAACGCCUUGGCAGCCUGCGAUCAAAAUGGCUCCUUAGGCAAACCUUAGAUAUUGAGAUCAUGCAGGCCAUUUUCUGCAAUACCACCCAAAAUAAUAGUUUCAACAUCGAGUGUAGAGCCAGACUUACAUAGGACAUGCGUGACUUGUACUAAGAACUGCUGAUUUUGCCAGUAUUCAUAUAUUGAUUACAAGGUUUGGAUUGGUGUUUGCAUGAGCUUUUCAUGAAAUUCUUGAUCAACUUAAGCAUGGCAUAGUGCAUGCUAUGCCAUGCUAAUGUGUGUGAUACUGCAUUCAACUUUGUCAUAAGAGUUGUGUUUAUAUCAAAGCAUAUUAUGUACAAACAAGGUUUCAAUUUUGGUUUGCUUUAUAUGUUAGGGUCUUCACUGGCAAAGUACCUAAGUGUUUUGCUGUAUGUCAUUUGUCGUCAGACAUAUUUUAUUGUUUCAACAAAGGUCAUUGCAGUGCAUCAGAGUUGAAGUUUGACGUUUCUCUUUAACGCCUGUGUUUUGUUGUGCUGAGAAAGAUUUGAUGUUGGGCGGUUGAGGGAUACGGAGUGCCCAAGUUCUUUUUCUGCGUUAGCAAUGUUAUCAACUUCAUUUUCCCACAAUAAAAUAUGGCCAUGAAAUUUCUGUUGAGGCUUUCUGUCAACAUUUACAAUGAGAAUCUUUUCCAAACGAAAAAUGUCUAUGCCUGCAUCAGAUUAUAUAUUGAUGUGUUUGAUGUCCAAAUGAGAACAAAAUUUUUAUUUUUAGAAUAUUUUUGUUUCACAGUUCUAGUUGAAAGUAAAUAUACAUGUAUAUACAUACAUAUACACCAAUUUUUUAGAAUCUGUUUGGAGAAUUUUUUAUUGUAUUCAAUAUUUAUUCUAAAGAUUAUUAUUGAAUAUUGAAUUUGUUUUUAAGAAGUGGAACUUGUCAGCUCUGAAAAAAUCUAUUUUGUAAAUUUUCAGGAACAGAACAGAAUAUCCCUUUUGCACUGAAAAAUAUUUUUCCAUCCUGUGUUUUAUUUACAAAUACAAAUAAAUCAAAGUAGUCGUGCUUUUUAUAGUAUGAGGAUACAAUAAAAGUCUUGGAAGGUUUGUGUGUCAUGUA